AUGGCUCCCUCUCCGACGAUCCGACGCCUCCUCAAAGAGACUGCCGAACUCUCCUCCCCUUCUUCCAAUCCCAAUCCCGCUUUCUUUGCGGGCCCUGUCUCCGAUUCCGACCUGCAUGAAUGGCAUUUCACCCUCCUGGGUCCUCCGUCGCCCUCCCCAUACGCCGGGGGAAUGUACCACGGCCGCAUCACACUACCCGCCACGUACCCGCUGAAACCGCCGAAUUUUAGAUUUCUGACGCCGUCGGGAAGGUUUGAAGUGAACCGCGAGAUCUGCCUGAGUAUAUCUGGGUUUCACGAAGAGACGUGGAUGCCUGCCUGGGGCGUACGGACUGCAUUGACAGCUCUCCGGACGUUCAUGGCGGAAAAGGGCUCAGCAGGCCAAGUCGGAGGGCUGGAAGCGCCUGCGGACGUGAGGAAGAGACUUGCGAAGGAGAGUCGGAGCUGGAGAUGUGAGGCAUGUAGGAAAACGAAUGAGAUCAUUAUGCGCGAGUGGUGGGAUGUUUGUCGGGAAGCCGGGGUCAACGUCUCGGCAGAAGAGGAUCUAGGAUUAGAGAGUCUGCCAGAGGGAAUGACGCUGGAGGCGAGGGAUCCGAAUGCACAGGCUAAUGCUUCGUCGCAUGCGACGGCCGCCACGAGCAAAGGGAGCGAUGCUGGUGCACAGGAAGCGCCGGACGUGACGACAUCGGGACCACAAGAACGGCGGCAGCUAUCAUCUACAAAUCCAAAACCCAGUCCGUCUACUCCAUCGGCAUCAGUACCGCCAUCUCAGCAACCUCAACCUUCCUCAUCAUCGCACUCAUCACGAUCGAACUCGUCCAACCUCCAGGCGCAGAGAUGCAUUCCCAUGAUCCCUACUCCUUCAGCAGAAGCCGCCCAAGCCUCCGCCGAGGCGAUCCUUACGCCCGGCGACUUUGUUCAGCCGCCGAAUGGCUCUACGACAUCCAACACAGCCUCUGCUACCGCAACCCAUCGACGACCAUUUUUCUCAGGCCUGCACAACCCCCCGCUAGCCGCCGCAAAUGCAGCGAUUGCGCAGAGCGCUCAGCCUUUGACUCUCCAGCGUGACCGAGGAAGGGAUAGAGAGCCGACAAUCACGAUCGACCGGGCGAUCGCGGGCGUCUUUCUCGCACUGUGUCUGAUGGUACUGAAAAAGAUCUUCUACCCGGCUGGGGGACCCGGGGCCCGGUAUAAUGGCGUGGACGAAUUUUACCUCCAGCGAGAGUAA
Cladophialophora psammophila CBS 110553 is the source of this 1227-nucleotide messenger RNA. Its product is annotated as ubiquitin-conjugating enzyme E2 J1. Lineage: Eukaryota; Fungi; Ascomycota; Eurotiomycetes; Chaetothyriales; Herpotrichiellaceae. The record is from RefSeq and is a predicted model, not a curated record. Bases 1 to 1227 code for a protein of 408 amino acids. The transcript has a single exon.